Sinocyclocheilus rhinocerous is the source of this 1979-nucleotide messenger RNA. RefSeq names its product ubiquitin-associated protein 2-like. The transcript is spliced from 16 exons. Gene Ontology annotation, molecular function: protein binding. Gene Ontology annotation, cellular component: nucleus; cytoplasm. NCBI's taxonomy places the organism in Eukaryota, Metazoa, Chordata, Actinopteri, Cypriniformes, Cyprinidae. The annotation marks the transcript as partial. The record is from RefSeq and is a predicted model, not a curated record.
CUCUGAGCGUGAAGCCGCAGUGGCUGUGAUAAACCACGUGACGCGGUGAUCCGGGUGUCAGAGUGGAAGAGAAACAGGCGUUAUUCCUUUGUAAAUACUGUUAUUUGUAUAUACUGUAAAUGAUGACUUCAGUGGGCGGAAGCCGGACCCGGGGCAACUGGGAGCAGACGCAGGGUCAGACACAGAGCCAGUCACAGCACAAGCAGAGGCCCCAGGCCACCGCUGAGCAGAUCCGACUCGCGCAGAUGAUCUCGGACCAUAAUGAUGCAGACUUUGAAGAGAAGGUCAAGCAGCUGGUUGACAUCACAGGAAAGGAUCAGGAUGAGUCCAUGAUAGCGCUUCACGACUGCAAUGGAGACGUCAACAGAGCCAUCAAUGUCCUUUUGGAGGGCAGCCCUGACACUGACUCAUGGGAGAUGGUUGGAAAGAAGAAAGGAGUUUCAGGUCAGAAGGAAAGCGCACAGACAGAUGGAGGAGAUGAGGGCAAGGAGAACCGAGAGAAAGGAGGAGAAAGAGAUGUGGCACGUCGCCGAGGAGGGGCCCCGCGGAGGGGCCGUGGAGCCAGCCGCGGGCGAGAGUUCCGUGGGCAGGAGAAUGGGUUGGAUGGGGCCAAGGCAAGUGGAGUUGCAGGCAGAGGAAUGGAGCGAGGCCGUCGGGGAAGAGGCAGAGGAAGAGGUGGAGCUGGAAGGCGAGGUGGGAGGUUUUCAGCUCAGGGCAUGGGCCAGAUUGAUAAGAGCCCCAGAUAUGAUUUGUCAGGAGAUGAGAGUACGUUUAACCCAGCGGACUACACUGAGCCAGCCCAAACAGAAGAGAGCUACACAAGCGGCAGCACUUGGAGUAACACAGGCAACCUGGAACCCGAGGAUGGAAACAGGCUUGAGUUUACAGGUGGAGAGGGAACAAACUAUCCUCGAAAGUUUGACUCGGCCCCUGGUGCUUGGAGAACUGCCACAGAAGAGUGGGGCAUGGAGGACUGGAAUGAGGAUUUGUCAGAGACCAAGAUAUUUACUGCCUCCAGUGUGGCGUCCAUGCCCAUUCCACAGGAGAAUGUCACAAUUACAGCUGGACAGAGGAUUGAUCUGGCGGUGUUGCUGGGGAAGACACCUCCCUCCUCUUCCUCAGAGGCAGAGCCUGCUUUGCUUGAAGGCCCACAGCCACCAUCUCUGUCUCAGUCUCUUGUGUUCAGCAACUCAAAGCAGACAGCAUCACUGUCCCAGUCCUCCUCCAGUGCUCCUUACAGCCAGCACAGCAUGGUGAGCAUGCUCAGUAAGGGUUUCGGUGAUGUUGGCGAUCCAAAAGGAACCACUGGAGGCUCCACGACUGGUUCUCAAUUUCUGGAGCAGUUUAAGACGGCCCAGGCUUUGGCACAUCUAGUGGCCCAGCACUCACAAAGCGGCACACCCAAUGCUGGUCCUUCUACCUGGGAUACCAGCCCCACUACACUGGGACAAUAUGAUAUGAAACCUCAAACGGAGCCUGUGCACAGUCCCUUCACCAAACGGCAGCCAUACCAGCCCACCUCCACUUCCUCCUCAAUGGAUGCCUUCUUGCAGGACAAAGCCACACCUGCUUCUACCACCUCAGCCUUGCUCCCUCAGUCCACUCCAUCAUCAUCAUCAUCAUCAUCAUCACUGCCCCAGGCCAUCACCACCCCUGUCCCCAAACCCUCAGGACCCACCCCAGGUCAGCAGAACUCUUCCAGCCCAGCUGAUCCUCAGGCAUCCAGCCCACUCCCCCUGCAGCAGCACAAACUAAAACAGCAGAAGAAGAGGGCUUCCAUCACAACCAAGAUUCCAGCCCUAGCAGUGGAGAUGCCAGGCUCUGCGGAUAUAUCUGGGCUCAACCUGCAGUUUGGAGCAUUACAGUUUGGCUCUGAACCGGUGCUUUCAGAGUACGAUUCCUCGGCAUCUGUUGCCACGACGACACCAGGCAACCAAGGCCAGAACACAAGGCACCUUUACACAAGUGCUAGCAAGUGG